Hevea brasiliensis (rubber tree) is the source of this 2354-nucleotide messenger RNA. Its product is annotated as L-type lectin-domain containing receptor kinase S.4-like. The transcript has a single exon. Bases 190 to 2259 code for a protein of 689 amino acids. Gene Ontology annotation, molecular function: carbohydrate binding; protein kinase activity; ATP binding. Gene Ontology annotation, biological process: protein phosphorylation. The record is from RefSeq and is a predicted model, not a curated record. Gene Ontology annotation, cellular component: plasma membrane. Lineage: Eukaryota; Viridiplantae; Streptophyta; Magnoliopsida; Malpighiales; Euphorbiaceae.
AAAUCCUACAUCUCCCUUCCACCAACCACGAAGCAGCCACUGAUUCCUUUCCCUGCUUUUCUUUGUCUUUUCUAAACCAAGUUUAGACGCAUGUUGAAUAUGUAACAAAAACCAAAGGCUAAAGCUUUUUGAAUCUUGCAGAAAACAGAGCAUCCUCUGUUUCAGAAAUAUCAAAAUUUUCAUUCUAUAAUGUCCCAGAAACUCUCACUUCUCUUGUUUUUUCUCUUUCUUGUUUCGAACCCCGUUUUUUCCCAGCUAGAUGAACUCUUCUCCCAUGGUUUUGAUCGUGCUAAGAGCAAUAUGAGCCUAUAUGAUGGUGCUGAGAUUGAAAAUAAUGGCGUACUUCGCUUAACAAACAACACUCUUCGCUUGAAAGGUCAUGCUUUUUACUCCAAUCCAGUCCAAUUUAAGAGCUCUAGCAAUGGCAAAGCUUUUUCCUUUUCGACCGCCUUUGCUUUCGCAAUAGUUGCCGAGUACCCAAAGCUAGGUGGCCAUGGUUUUGCUUUUACUAUCUCUACUUCAAAGGAGCUCCCAGGGUCUCUUCCAAGCCAGUACCUAGGCCUGCUCAAUGCAAGCGAUAUUGGUAAUCUCUCAAAUCACAUUUUCGCAGUUGAAUUUGAUACAGUUCAAGAUUUUGAGUUUGGUGAUAUAAAUGAUAACCAUGUUGGUAUUGAUAUAAAUAGUCUGGUAUCAAAUAAAUCUGUACCUGCUGCUUAUUUUAUUGAUAAUUCUACGAAGAUGAAUUUGACUCUCCAGAGUGGUAGUGUCAUUCAAGCUUGGGUAGAUUAUGACUCAACCAACAAUAUAAUAGAGGUUAGGCUUUCCCCUUCUUCCAUAAAACCAAGAUCUUCCAUCUUGUCUUUUGAAGUAGAUCUUUCUCUUUUCCUCAAAGAUUAUAUGUAUGUUGGGUUCUCUUCAUCAACCGGUAUCCUUGCAAGCACACACUAUAUUCUUGGAUGGAGUUUUAGUAUGAAUGGAAUGGCUCAGUCUUUAGCUCUAUCUUCUCUUCCUUCUAUUCCUGGGCCCAAAAAGAGUCACACAAUAUUGAUUGCAACUGUCACAGUUUCAGCUGUUGUGUUUAUAAUCUUGGUUAUUGCUAUGUCUUUUUACCUCAUUAGAAAGAUCAAGAAUGCCGAUGUGAUAGAGGAAUGGGAGUUUGAUGUUGGUCCUCAUAGAUUUUCUUAUCAAGAACUCAAGAAAGCAACAAGGGGCUUUAGAGACAAAGAGCUUCUUGGUUUUGGUGGAUCAGGCAAAGUGUAUAAAGGAACUCUACCAAAUUCUGACACUCAAGUUGCAGUUAAGCGAAUCUCUCAUGAAUCUAAACAAGGAGUGAGAGAAUUUGUGUCUGAGAUUGCUAGUAUUGGUCGUCUGCGACACAGAAAUUUGGUUCAGUUGCUGGGCUGGUGUAGCCGGCAAGGUGACUUGCUACUUGUCUAUGAUUUCAUGUCUAAUGGGAGUUUAGACAAGUACUUGUUUGAUGAGCCUAAAACCAUUCUCAACUGGGAACAAAGGUUCAAUAUUAGUAAAGGUGUUGCUUCUGGCCUUCUGUAUUUGCAUGAAGGAUGGGAACAGACUGUGAUUCACAGAGACAUAAAGGCAGGCAAUGUGUUGUUAGAUUCUGAGCUAAAUGGAAGACUUGGUGACUUUGGCCUAGCCAAAUUAUAUGAGCGGGGCACUAAUCCCAGCACCACUAGGGUGGUAGGCACUUUGGGUUACUUAGCACCUGAGCUAACGAGAACAGGCAAGCCCACUACAAGCUCAGAUGUGUUUGCAUUUGGUGCAUUAUUGCUCGAAGUAGUGUGUGGAAGAAGACCUAUUGAGCCUAAAGCAUUGCCCGAGGAGCUCAUUUUGGUGGACUGGGUGUGGGAGAAGUGGAGAAGUGGUGCAGUUCUUGAUGUAGUGGAUCCAAGAUUGAAUGGUGAGUUUAAUGAGCUUGAGGCUGUUGUUGUGUUGAAGCUGGGCCUAAUGUGUUCCAACAACGUUCCCGACAUGAGGCCUGCGAUGAGGCGGGUUGUGAGGUACAUGGAGGGAGAAGUGUCAUCGCCUGAGGUGGUUGCAGGCCCAGAUGCAUAUGAUGGGAAAAAGGGUGAUGGUGGUAGUAGCGGUAGGGAGUUUGAGGAUUUUGUACAUUCAUAUCCAUUGUCAUCAAAUUUUGAGAAAGUCAGUAUUUGUUCAUCUGGGGGUGAUUAUGGGGAUAUUGAUAUUGAAGCUGGUUCAACUUCACCCCUGUCACAUUCUGGUAGAAAUGAAGGCAGAUAACCAUUGUGUAGAGAACUAAAUUUUCUCCCUUUUAUAAUUUUUUAGCAUUGAGAUUGGUUUUCUAUAUAAAUAUUUUGAUUUCUCUUUUUUUUUUU